Messenger RNA from Aspergillus niger, 2626 nucleotides. RefSeq lists its product as uncharacterized. NCBI's taxonomy places the organism in Eukaryota, Fungi, Ascomycota, Eurotiomycetes, Eurotiales, Aspergillaceae. Gene Ontology annotation, biological process: regulation of DNA-templated transcription. Gene Ontology annotation, molecular function: DNA-binding transcription factor activity, RNA polymerase II-specific; zinc ion binding. The record is from RefSeq and is a predicted model, not a curated record. The transcript has 3 exons. The coding region runs from base 1 to 2625 and encodes 874 amino acids.
AUGGUCCGGGACAAUCUCACCCUCUCCUCCUGGCUCCUGCUGGGUGGGCUGAUGCAAGGGGGUGCGUGUCUACUGUUGGGCCCCCUCUCCCUGCUUCCGACCGCGGCCAUCCUGCUGUACCGGUUCAUCGACCAUCUGUUGAUGGCCUGCCACAUAACCCCCAACCGGUACAUGACCGGAUCCAUCCCUAUCAAGCGCAGUGCCCAGUAUCCCCGGCCCGAUGGCACCUUUGGCAGUGAACCGGCGGGCGAGUCAAUCGUGGUCUUCCAUCUGGGGGCGCGCUGCCACCAUCCACUCGGGAUGCUCGCCCCAGGCAUGAAGGAGUUGGGCGAAAGUGCUGAUAAGAUGAGUCGAAACAUGCGCGCCAACCCCGUCAAGUACGGUCUGCUGGGCACCUCGCACUGGUUGAAGACCGACAGUCCAGCGGGUAACGAGACCAUGACCGUCUUCUACCUCCGCGAUUACGCUGCUCUUCAUCAAUUCGCUCACGAUGACAUCCACAUGGAAGGGGUGCGCUGGUGGUCUCGCAUCGCCAAAGACCAUCCACACCUGGCCAUUUAUCAUGAAACCUACCUGGUGCCCCGCGGGCAGUGGGAGAAUAUCUACAUUAACGGGUUUCCGACCGGCAUCGCCGAUACCUGGUUUCCCGUGCAGGCCGCUGAUGACAACAAAGAGAAAAAUCCCGAAGUGGUUGAGAAAUGGGUGCGACCGUUGGUUGACGCGCGUGACGGCGUCUUGCGGUCGGCCAGCAAGCGGCUGCAGUUGACACGCUUGGAGGGUCGCGAGAAGGAGCACGACGAUAUAGACAGGGCGGUGCCGACCAGACCCGUCAGCCAUUCUGUUCCCGCUUAUUUUAGUCUUUCUGGGAGUCACUCGCCUUUUUCGCCUCUUCUCGCGUAUGGCCAGGAUUCGGAAAUGACAACCACCGUUGCGCCUUCCCCUCCCCCCACCCCCCUUCCUAUGGAUAGUAUGAACAAGUUCUCCACGCCGGCACCAUCCCGCCUGGGGUCGAUGAACCGUCGAUUCGGCGGCAAACGAUCGAGAACGGGAUGCCGCACUUGUCGAGCUCGCCGCGUGAAAUGUGAUGAAACCCCCGGCGCAUGCCGGAGAUGUACCUCCGCGGGUCGUGUUUGCGAUGGCUACGAGGUGCAAAGACUGCCCUUGAUGAGGGAUCCAUGGACCAAGAUCAGCCCUGAGUUGAGGAGUGGCUUUCAAUGGGUCAUUACCUCCGACGAGAGCCGCUGUUUCUCCUACUUUCAGCACCACACGGUGCCCACCUUCCGCGAAAUGUUCGACUCCUCGCUCUGGCAGCAUCUCGUCCUGCAGAUAGGUCAGUCGGAGCCAGCGGUGUACCAUGCGACCGUGGCCCUCAGCGCGAUCCACCAAGACGCGGAGAGCAGAGGAAUGCCCUUGGCUGCCAACUUCCCCGGAAGGAGUCAGGGCCCCUGGCUGCGCUUUGCGCAAGAGCAGCUGGGCCGCGCUUUUCAGAGCCUCACCCGGCGCCGUGCCUCUUCGGAUCCCUGGUUGCGCAAUGUGACCCUCCUCUGCUGUUUGUUGUUCGUUCUCUCCGACCUGCUGCAGGGCGACUACGACGAUGCCUUUACCCAUCUCCAGAGUGGCCUGCGCAUCCUCUGCGAGCUCCAGGCAGCGCGAGAAUUGGUGGCGCCUACGCCCCGCCAAGAACUGGUGGAACAUUGUCUGGUGGCUGCUUUUGCCCAGCUGGACAUGAGUACCGCCCACUAUGGCCUCGGGGGGCCUCUGCUGUGCAUCGACUCUUUGCCCACCCAGUGGCAGUCGCAGCCGACAUCAGCGGUCGCCUUUGCCAAUCUGGAGGAAGCUCGCACGGCCUUCAACCUGGUCACCAGUGCUGGGUAUCGCUUUAUGAUCUCGGGUGAGGAAAUAUUGCUGGGAGACAUCAAACGCAACUACGCCACCAUCCAGUCGACGCAGCUGCGGGUCCGCUCCCUGGCCUCCCGAUUUUGGCGAUCCUUCGAGCCCUUCUACCACAACUCUUACCAUCUUCUCAAUCACAAAGAGCAGCGGAGUGUCGAACUGAUUCAUCUACAAUACCUCGGCCUGAUGGUGUCGCUGGAAACAAUCCCCCUGGCGGACAAUCCAGCUGCCCUGGCUGCUGUCACGCCUGCCAUCGAGAAAGUUGUUUCCUUGGCCGAGUCAAUCAUGACCCGGUUCCCUGAGCGUCCCACCAUCAGUAUUGAUGUGGGUGUCCUUCCGCCAUUGUACAAUGGGGCCUUGGUGUGUCAGGACUAUCGCGUUCGGUGGCGGGCCAUUAAGCUGCUGCGUGCUUGGCCGCAUCGAGAGGGGCCAUUUGACUCCAAUUGGAUCCUCGCCCUGGCGGAGGAGGCACUGCGUCUGGACUUGCUGGCCGAUCCCGCCGUCAGCCUGGAUCGAGAUACCGCGCCUAGUCCAUCCGAUGACGAUGAAUUUGCACCUGGUCGCAUGCUGCAAGACCUCAACGAUCGACGGUCGCGGAUUAAGCAAUCAUUGGCAAAGACGAGAGAGGGGUUGGAUGAUGGAGGUUCUCCGGCAGAUUAUCUGGGCGCAGUCAAAUGUGUGUCUGGGUGGUCAUGUAUGCGCGCUUUUAGGGCGAGGUUUCCAGACUGCUGAA